AUCCUUAUCCUUAUCUCGCCUAACCACUUCCCACUCACCACCUCUACUAUACAACUCUCGCCCUCAAGCGAUAAAGUUACCAACCAUAACCACAAGAUCCCUUCAACCAGACCACAAAAGACCGUCACCAUGCAACUCCAGACCCUCCUCCUGACCACCGCCCUCUUCAGCGCCUCCGCCCUCGCCGCCCCCCAGCCCCAGGGCGACAUCGUCGGCAGCAUAGUGUCGGACGCCGAGGGCAUCGCGCAGACCGUCGCCUCGGGGGCCGAGAACGCGGUCACCAACAUCGUGUCGGCAGCCACCUCGAUCGCCAGCGCGGCCGAGACGGGCGGUGCGGCGGCCGCCUCGGACGCGCGAUCGUGGGGUGAAUCAGUGGCCUCCAACGCCGAGUCCUACGGGCAGUCGGUGGCCUCGGACGCGCGAUCCCGGGCUUCUGAUGUUGCCUCCAAGGCCUCCUCCCGCUGGGACGACCUGACCACCCUCACCGGCACCAACGGCGAGGCCACCGCCACCUCGACCGUCUCCGGCGGGAACACCGCGACGGUGACCACGGCCACGGCCACCACUACCGGUACCUCCACCACCACUGGUACUUCGACCGGCAAGAGCUCCAGCUCGAGCAGUAGCAGCAGCAGCAGCAGCAGCAGCAGUACCGCCUCGAGCUCCAGCUCCGAGGGCGCAGGUGUCCAGGCUACUCCCGCUGCCGUGUUGGGCUAUGGAAUCGCCGGUGUGGCGGGUGUCUUGGGUGUGAUGGCUGCUUUGUAAGGGGUGGAGUCGGCUUGAACAACUGAUUCAUUUUCGGUUUAUUUUCUUCAAGAGAUCACGAUUGAUCUAGGUACCCUUUCUUUUUUUCGGGUGGACUGUACAUGACACUAUUCAACAUACCAUUGUUCAUAACUAUAUCCCUGUUUUUUUUUUUUUUUUUUUUUUUUUUUUUUUUUUUUGCAUGUUUCAUACAUAACAUUCAGUCCAUAGAACGAUGCUUUUCCUUUCUGUUCUUAUUCCUCUGAGAUUA
Molecule: messenger RNA, 1015 nt
Organism: Aspergillus uvarum CBS 121591
Lineage: Eukaryota; Fungi; Ascomycota; Eurotiomycetes; Eurotiales; Aspergillaceae
Product: putative GPI anchored protein
Exons: 1
Coding region: 130-765 (211 amino acids)
Source: RefSeq, a predicted model, not a curated record